AAAAAUUCCGUAUUUGUCUUAUCGCUCUUUAAAGUUUAAUUAUAGCCUUCAUGCAUUUAAUAUCUUUUUUCAAAGAGUUGUUCUUAUAAAAAUGAAUCGCGUUAUCGUAUUGAAAGAGAUGAUAAUUUCAUAUGAUAAGAAAAGGAAAAACGGAAAACGUUACAUCGCAUUCGGUCGGCGCGAUUCGCGCGCGUACGACCGAUCUCUUCGUGUCGUACGAGCAGCCUAAAUAUAGAGUGACACUGUGGCAUUAAUUUGUUGAAUGGAAAGAUAGGUGCGUUCAUGCUCGAGGGGGACCGAGCAUCAUUGUGGGGUAGAUCGCGACGGGGUACGGCAGAAAUCUCUGCAUCCGUGCGAGCCCUUCCUCGAAGUCGUGUUGGAUCAAGCAUUCGAAGGCUCUCGUUUAAAAAGAAAAGGAAAAAAAAGAGGGAAGGGGUGACUUGAGCCCCCGCAGGAAGUUCCGCAUUCCGUACCGAAGAUCUCGGAAGUGAUCUCGCAUGUGGAAGAAGCAGAAUAUUUAGCAGAAUGCCGAGAUAAGAAGCAGUGUGUGAGAAUACCAAGAAGAAGGGAGACUUGACGGUGCCGCGGCUCAGGAAAACCGCAUAUAUUGGAUCUUAAUAAUUGCACGACAAUUAUCAAUCAGCCCUUCGCGCUUCUCGCCGUCGACUCUUUUCACAUCGAGUCCACGUCGAAUCAACGUCGCGCGGCCAUCACAUCCCGUUUGAGCGUUUUAAUAAGAAAGAAGAGAGCAAGUUAGCGCGCGAGCCGAUCUCCACUUGCGGUCGGCAAGUGUUAGGAUGAGGUGAGUUUUCCAAUUUCGAUCUCGUUUCGCGAUUUCGUCGUCGCAACGAAUAAUGCCUUCAAGGGAAUCGACCGGCCGUCCCAAGGUAGACAGAUCCACCAGUCCUCUACCGAGAAAACCGGCGGCGAAUCCCGUGAAUCCGGCGAAUCCGGUGCAGGAGUUGAAGGCCCUCUUCUCCGACCCCGCCAGCAACAGAGCUUCUUCCAAUGGCGAGAAAGAGUCGGACUUUCGAUUCGAGGCGAUACAAUGUCUGCGACAGUCCUCGAUCAUCAGGAUGAGGACACCUAAAAACCUACCGGAUCGAGGGACCUGGAGCAGUAAGAUCGAAUUCAUUUUGUCCGUCGUGGGCUUGGCCAUAGGUUUGGGAAAUCUCUGGCGAUUUCCGUAUCUUUGUUAUAAAAAUGGCGGCGGUGCUUUUAUGGUACCCUACUUCAUCGCGCUCGCACUGGCCGGUAUACCCAUGUUCCUGAUGGAACUGUCCUUAGGACAGAUGCUGACGAUAGGUGGUCUGGGUGUUUUUAAGAUAGCACCGAUUUUCAAAGGCAUUGGAUACGCGACCUGUGUGCUUUCCUGCUGGACCAAUGUGUAUUACAUCAUCAUUCUUGCUUGGGCGCUCUUUUACUUCUUGGUUUCUCUACGUCCUGACGUACCCUGGAGAACUUGUGACAACUCAUGGAACACACGCUACUGCAUCACGCCCGACGAACGUUUGAAUGUAACGUGCUGGGAGCCCGAAUACUGGCCAAACAAUGGCCUCAUAUGCGCCACGUCCCUCGGGAACUUGAGCCACGGAUUAUUGAAGGAUCCAGUCAAGGAAUUUUGGGAGAGGCGCACCCUAAUGAUUUCUUCGGGCAUCGAAGAUGUCGGUGGUAUAAGAUGGGAAUUGGCCGGCACUCUCGCAGUCGUUUGGAUCAUGUGCUACUUUUGCAUCUGGAAAGGAGUCAAAUGGACCGGCAAGGUCGUCUAUUUCACGGCCCUCUUCCCGUACGCUCUGUUGGCGGUGCUGCUCGUACGAGGCUUGACGCUUCCUGGCGCUUCGGAAGGUUUAAAGUAUUACGCUACACCGAAUCUCUCGAAACUCGGCGAUCCUGAGGUAUGGAUAGAUGCGGUAACACAGAUAUUCUUCACUUACGCUCUCGGUCUAGGUGCAUUGGUAGCUCUAGGCAGUUACAACAAGUUUAACAAUAACGUUUACAAAGAUGCUCUUAUUGUAUGUGGAGUAAAUACUUGUACCAGCUUGCUUAGCGGAGUAGUCAUAUUUUCCGUGGUUGGUUUUAUGGCCCACGAGCAACAGAAACCAGUGGCCGAUGUAGCUGCUUCUGGGCCCGGUUUAGCCUUCUUAGUUUAUCCCUCGGCGGUGUUGCAACUACCUGGGGCAUCAAUUUGGUCGAGUCUAUUUUUCCUUAUGCUUAUCCUGAUAGGGUUGGACAGUCAGUUCUGCACCAUGGAGGGCUUUAUCACCGCCGCUGUGGACGAGUGGCCGCGAUUACUCAGAAAACGGAAGGAACUGUUCAUCGCGAUCGUAUGCUUGAUCUCCUAUUUAAUCGGUCUUUUAUGUGUCACCGAAGGUGGUAUGUAUGUGUUUCAACUCUUGGACACAUAUGCUGUGAGCGGAUUUUGCUUACUCUUCCUAAUGUUCUUUGAAUGCAUCUCCGUCUCAUGGGCAUUCGGGGUGGAUCGAUUUUACGAUGGCAUUCGGGACAUGAUAGGCUACUAUCCCUGUUUCUGGUGGAAGAUAUGCUGGACAUUUACCACACCUGCCAUUUGCGUGGGCGUAUUCAUCUUUAAUAUUAUCAAAUUCGUCCCUGUGAAAUACCUCACGUACGAAUUUCCGUGGUGGAGCCAUUUGUUGGGGUGGCUCGCGGGUCUUUCCUCGAUGUUGUGCAUUCCAGGUUAUAUGAUUUAUAUUUGGAUCGUUACAUCCGGAACUACCUCAGAGAAAUAUCGAAAAUUGAUAAAAAUAGAAGAUGACGUUGCUGCUUUACGGAAAAAACUCAAUCCAGUCAAAGCCGCUGUCAUCGACACGGAGUUUGAAUUAUAAAGUUACAUUGUGCCUUUUUUUAGUCACACAGAUUAUGCGAUGUAUGCAAUGAAGUAUAGUAUGCUAAUGGGAAAGAUUUGAGCGCAAUGGAAUGUUUUGCGAUUCAGAAAUACAUCAAAUUUCAUUAGAAUAGCGUCAAGAUGAGAUAUCAUUGUUCGUUUUACUCAUUUCGAGCGUAGUCUCAUUGAGAAAAGCGAUGUUUAUUGAUUUAUUGAACUACUCUAUUAUAUAUCUCUUGUAAUCUGCUUCCAACAUACCAUAUGAAAAGAAAACGAAAAUAAUAAAAGUAUACUUAACAA
Solenopsis invicta (red fire ant) is the source of this 3142-nucleotide messenger RNA. RefSeq names its product sodium- and chloride-dependent GABA transporter 1 (gene Gat-1B). The record is from RefSeq and is a predicted model, not a curated record. The coding region runs from base 855 to 2843 and encodes 662 amino acids. NCBI's taxonomy places the organism in Eukaryota, Metazoa, Arthropoda, Insecta, Hymenoptera, Formicidae. The transcript is spliced from 14 exons. Gene Ontology annotation, cellular component: membrane. Gene Ontology annotation, biological process: sodium ion transmembrane transport.